UAAACACAAAAAUUCCCGUAAAAUCACAAUUUAUUUUACUGAUAAUUGUAAUUUAUCUAUGAAAAUAUUUUUGCCAACACCAUCCUAAUUUAAUUUUGGGACAACAUGAGCAUGGAAUCUCUAAUUCCCAAUAUUUUCUGGAGUCUGCAAAGGUAAAGCUGCAAUUCCAGGCAGCUGGAACACCUAAAAUUGAGAUCCCGGAUCCCAUUCUAAGAGGGUGGAAAAUUAAAUUCCUUAAUUCCCACUAUUUUGUUGAUUCAGUGAUGCCAGGGAGCUCUCCUAGAAGUUAACGAGCUCCCGGCUCCAACUCCAGCAGUCUGGAAAACGGAAUUCCCGAAUUGCCAGCCAGGGCAUUCCCACAGCGCUCCUCCAGCCCUGCUUUUCCAGCCAUUCCCAUCGGGAUUUCCCUCCCUUGAGGGCUCCUUUUACCCCUUAAACCCAUCUUAGCUCAGCAUUUCCUUUUCCUGCGGAAAAACCCCAAACCAGGAGCGGGAAGGGGCGUGGAGAAAAGUGGGAAUUUCCCUCAAAUGUCCCCGCCCGGAGCCGUUCUCGCUCGCGGGGCCCUCACAGCGCUUUGAGGGGAACGGAGCUGUGAGGGGAAAGGCGCCGUGAGGGGAAAGGCGCCGUGAGGGGAAAGGCGCCGUGAGGGGAAAGGCGCCCUCCGGAAAAAGGCACCGUGAGGGGAGCGGAGCCGUGAGGGGAACGGAGCCAUGAGGGGAAAGGCGCCGUGAGGGGAACGGAGCCGUGAGGGGAAAAGCGCCCUCAGGAAAAAGGCACCGUGAGGGGAAAAGCGCUGUGAAGGGAGCGGAGCCGUGAGGGGAACGGAGCCGUGAGGGGAAAAGCGCCGUGAGGGGAAAAGCGCCCUCAGGAAAAAGGCACCGUGAGGGGAAAAGCGCCGUGAGGAGACGGUGCCCUGAGGGGAAAGGCGCCGUGAGGGGAAAAGCGCCCUCAGGAAAAAGGCACCGUGAGGGGAAAAGCGCCGUGAGGGGAGCGGAGCCGUGAGGGGAAAAGCGCCCUCAGGAAAAAGGCGCCGUGAGGGGAAAAGCGCCGUGAGGGGACGGUGCCGUGAGGGGACAGCUCCCUGAGGGAGAUGGCGGGAAUGGCGCUUCCAAGGAUUCCCUGGAAUUUUCCCGCUCUCUGCUGGCUCCUGGCCGUGCCCAUUCCCGGCUCCCUGGGUUUGGAAUGCCAGGAGCACCAGUACAGCUUCCAUGAGAAAUGCUGCAGCGACUGCGCCCCAGGGGAGAGGAUGCGGAGUCGCUGCACGGCCUCGGCCGACACCGUGUGCUCGCCGUGCCAGGAUGGAUAUUUCAGCUCCCAGCACCACCACGGCUUCUGCCAAAGCUGCACCAUCUGCAACGCCCGGAAGGGCAGCGUGGAGGUGAAGCCAUGUGAGAAGACCUCGGACAGGGUCUGCGCCUGCCAGGCGGGAUUCCAGCCUGCCGGGGGCGUUCCUGUGGGAAGGGAGUGCUCCCGAUGUCCUCAAGGGACUUUCUCCAGAGGAGGGAACGAGAACUGCCAGCCUUGGACCAACUGCAGCAGUUUUGGGAAGAGCACGCUCCGGGCUGGCACGGGCACACAGGAUGCCCAGUGCAGCAGCAGCCCUGGCAGUGCCAGCAGCCCUGGCCCACAUCCCUCUCCCACGGAAUUCCCAGAAAACAGGGACCCCUCUCCCACGGAAUUCCCGGCAAACAGGGACCCCUUUCCCACGGAAUUCCCCGAGAACAGCUCCAGAGCAUCCAGCCCCAGGGAGAUCCCCGGGGUCUGUCGGGACCCCGGCGUUGCCACGGAGCCUGGAUGGGGCUCUUUAUCCCUGCUCCUGCUCUGCCUGCUCCUGCUGAUGGUGAGUGGAAUUUCCAUCCUGCUCCUGAUCGUCCAGGCAGCCCAGAAAAAAGCCAGGAAUGGGCCUGGGAGGAGCACCCAGCACAAGGAGAGGAGCUGCAGGAUUCCCAUCCAGGAGGAGCAGAUCGAUUCCAACUCCAGCCUCAUCAAAAACUGACUCCACCUGGGGCUGCUCCUGCUCCUCUGAGCCCGUGGGGCUGAGCAGCACUGGCACUAAUUAGGGCUUCUUUUGCUUAAUUGGGAGUUAAUUUGAGGCUGGUUUAACUCUGAUUAACUCAGCAUCUCCCUUUGGAAUUUGGGAGAAUUCCUGAGGGAAUUUUGUGUGGAUUUUUUUUUCUUUUGGGCAAAUCCUUGAGCUCUAAAAUCAGGAUCAAGUGGCAGAGCUGAGCUCUAAAAUCAGGAUUAAGUCAGACUCAAUCCACACUUCAUGAAAUGAAUUUUCCCUCUUUAAUUGCUUUUCCACAAAUCUGGAAAGGAAAUUUUUUUUGGGAGCAAAUCCCAAACUCUGCAAUGUCUGGGAGGAGCCCAAAGUGUCCUUUUGCUGAAUUUGAAAUAUUUCCCUGGAAAUUCCAGAAAAAUGGAAUUUUUUAUCAUUCAGGAGUGAUUUUGCCUCCAAAACUCCUCAAAAAAUGGGAAUUUGAAACCCAUAUCCCAAAAUAUCCCAAAGCAUCCAGCAGGGAAUGGAUGCAGGGAUCUCAGAGGUGUUUAAAUCCAUGGAUUUGGAAGAUUUGGGGUUUUUUAUAUGUUAUACAUAUCCAAAGGGGUUUAUACAAUGUAUAGGAAGGUUUGUAUCGUGUACAAAGGGGCAUUUUGGGAAUAAAACUCUGGAAAAACAAA
Molecule: messenger RNA, 2676 nt
Organism: Haemorhous mexicanus (house finch)
Lineage: Eukaryota; Metazoa; Chordata; Aves; Passeriformes; Fringillidae
Gene: TNFRSF4
Product: TNF receptor superfamily member 4
Exons: 7
Coding region: 1091-1996 (301 amino acids)
Biological process (GO): inflammatory response
Molecular function (GO): protein binding; tumor necrosis factor receptor activity
Source: RefSeq, a predicted model, not a curated record